GCUUAACUUAUGCAAGAACAGCAACUACGAUUCCAGAUUCGCGACAAAGACGGUAUCUCUUCCUUCCUUAUGAUUUUUCUAUCUAAAUCUUAACAGAUAUGCUUUAUUAGCGUCGUUGUUUCCAUUUAACCAGUUAGGAUAUUCAUUCUGCUUCGUCUUAAGCAUGUAUGGACUUAAUUUAUGAUCAUUUCGUAACUCCAGGCUGUCGGGUUAUCGGUUCAGCCUUGGGAUUCGGCCAUUUGAUGCAAUUUUAAUCUCACAAACACAACAUAUGAUUGUACCAAACAUCAAACACCAACAACACCAUCCGAGAGAAUCGAGAGCAUGCCAAAAUGAUUAGUAGAGGAGGAGGUUCCAUAAUGCGAGGUGGUCGCAUUCGGCCUCCUCGACGGGCUACGACCUCCUCUGGCCCUCUCGACGAAUUCGAACAAUGCUGGGAGAAGCUCCAGGAAGCAUUUCAUGACAUACACACACGCAACGCUGGAAAACUUUCGUUCGAGCAGCUAUACCGAUAUUCGUAUAAGAUCGUAUUGAAGAAGUCUGGCGCGAAGCUAUAUGAGAGAGUCAAGAAGUUCGAGGAACAGUGGUUUGCCGACGAAAUCAUACCACCUAUCCGAGCUCUCAUAACUACGAAUCUCGUUAGUAUCACACUCGAUGAAGCCCGUGGUACUAGCGUAGUCGAGCGACGUGCCACGGGUGAGAAAUUUCUGAAGGGGGUUCGGACAUCAUGGGAAAACCAUAACAUGUCGAUGAACAUGAUUGCCGAUAUAUUGAUGUACCUCGAGCGAGGAUUCGACCGCGGUCAUCACCAUCCUCUCAUCUACGCUACAACAAUUGGUCUAUUCCGAGACCAUAUCCUAAGAUCUGACCUGAAAGAGAAUGGAUCUACCUGUCAAGUAUUCGACAUUCUAAACGCCACUAUCAUUGAUCAGAUCAAUAUGGAAAGGGAAGGCGACGUCAUCGACAAGGCUUUAUUACGCAGUUGUACCUCCAUGUUAGAGGAUCUUUUUGAGACAGAUGAAGAGAAUUCGCUGGAGCAGCUCUAUUUGACUACCUUUGAACCUAUCUAUCUCCAAAAUAGCGGUGCCUUCUACAAGUCCGAGUGCGAUAAAUUGAUUCGCGAGGCUGACGCCAGCGCAUGGCUCCGAUACACGCAACGACGACUUGCCGAAGAGGCAGAGCGAUGCCAAACAACUCUUUCUCAGUUAACGCUUCCGAAGAUCAACAAUGUGGUUGAGCAAGAGCUUAUUGUGAAGCAUAUAGAGGACUUUCUCUCCCUCGAAGGUAGCGGUAUCAAGGCUAUGAUUGACAACGAUCGAAUUGAGGAUCUCACCAUCCUCUACCAGCUUAUUGCUAGGGUUGACCCUAAGAAGGCAGUCCUACGUAAAGCUCUGGCGAGUCGAGUUGUUGAGCUUGGUAUGGAAAUUGAGCAAGUACUCAGAAGUACUGAUUUUAGCAUAGCACAGCAGGCGGACGGGGAAGAGCCCACGGGCGGGGCAGAGAAAUCUAAGCCGAAGACGUUGAACGCUGCAGCCCAACAGACAGCUGCAGCCGUCAAAUGGGUUGACGAUGUGCUGGGCCUCAAGGACAAAUUCGACAGGCUAUGGUCAACCUGCUUUGGCGAGGAUCUUAUUUUACAGACGGCAUUAACUAAGAGUUUCUCGGAUUUCAUCAAUUCCUAUGAUCGCAGCUCGGAGUACGUUUCGCUCUUUAUUGACGAUAGCCUGAAGCGAGGUAUCAAGGGCAAGACAGAGGCAGAGGUUGACAUCGUUCUCGACAAAGCGAUAACUCUCCUCCGCUACCUUGGCGAGAAAGACAAGUUCGAGCAGUACUAUCAGAAGCAUCUUGCUCGCCGUCUAUUGCAUUCUAAGACAGAGAGCCAAGAGGUGGAGCAAGAGAUGAUAUCACGCAUGAAACGCGAACUAGGCAAUUCUUUUACGCACAAGUUCGAGGGCAUGUUCAGAGAUAUGCGAAUAUCCAAGGAGACGACAGAACAAUAUCGAGAUCAUAUCCGUGGACUUGGUGAUGCAGACGAGAAACGAAUUGAGCUCAGCAUUUCUGUUCUUGCCGGCAACAAUUGGCCUAAGGAAGUCAUGGGUCGUACUGGUCUUGCCGAUGGACCAAGAGCAACGGUCAUCUAUCCGCGUCAGAUUCAAGGACUUCAAGAUAGUUUCUUCAAGUUCUAUGGUAUCAACCGCAAUGGUCGCAUACUCACUUGGCUCGGAGGUGCCGGAACUGCGGAUAUAAAAUGCAUAUUCCCCAAGGUGCCCGGCAAGACCUCUGGUCCUCUUAGUAAGGAUCGCCGCUACGAGAUCAACGUGUCUACCUAUGGCAUGAUCGUCCUGAUGCUAUUUAAUGAAAUUGCAGAGGGCGAAUGGCUGUCAUUUGAGGAGAUCGAGGAGAAAACCAACAUUCCACAGAUUGACUUGAUCAAUGCGCUAACAUCACUCUCCGUGAUUAAACUAUAUCGUGUUCUUUUGAAAGAGUCGCAGACGAAAGCAGCCGCCAAACCAGGCGACAGAUUCACAUUCAAUCGCGAAUUUGUGAGCAAGGCUAUCAAGAUUAAAGUUCCUUCAAUCAACGCCAGUAACAGAGUCGAAAAUGAGGAGGAACGCCAAGAGACCGACAAGAAGAAUGAAGAGACGAGAAUGUACAUUACCGACGCUGCUAUCGUCCGAAUCAUGAAGCAACGCAAGGAACUCGGUCAUUCUUCGCUCAUUACGGAAGUUAUUCAAGUCUUGGCUAAUCGAUUUAAGCCCGAUGUGUCGCUUAUUAAACGUCGGAUUGAAGCACUGAUAGGUCGUGAUUACCUCGAACGAUCCGAACUAGCCGAUGGCUCUCCGGCCUAUCAAUAUGUCGCCUAACUUCUCUAUUUCAUCGUCUUGUGGAGUUCAGCCCUACGGAACUCGGAAGCCAGUCGUCUUUUCUGGGUGCCAUAAGUUGAUGCGACGGCAUAUGUCGUACACUAUUCAGGGUACGGGACAUUUGUUCCGUAUAAUUUAAGGCAACAUUCGUAUAGCCUCUACGGACAGUUGGUUUAGUUAUCCCAUGAUUUAAAUUAGGGCAAACCCUUUUUCUAGUUCGGGGAUAAUGCAUCGUGCUACUAGGAAUUAUAUUCCAUCUCAACGCAUAGCAACGGCGAAACGGUGGGUUGAAAUGGCAGUCCAUUUUCAAUAGCUGGGAGAAUGGGUUGCAAAUGCAUAGUGUCUACCUAAGAAAUUAUCACACAAAUGAAUGUACAACUGAAAUCUUUUCUCUUU
Annulohypoxylon maeteangense is the source of this 3260-nucleotide messenger RNA. Its product is annotated as putative cullulin 3. Bases 333 to 2864 code for a protein of 843 amino acids. Gene Ontology annotation, cellular component: Cul3-RING ubiquitin ligase complex. NCBI's taxonomy places the organism in Eukaryota, Fungi, Ascomycota, Sordariomycetes, Xylariales, Hypoxylaceae. The record is from RefSeq and is a predicted model, not a curated record. Gene Ontology annotation, molecular function: ubiquitin protein ligase binding. The transcript is spliced from 3 exons. Gene Ontology annotation, biological process: ubiquitin-dependent protein catabolic process; protein ubiquitination.